UAUAGACAGUGUGAUUAUUCAUUAAAUGGCGGCCCGUACUAUUGCAGGGGAUCGUUUAUUUAGCCAUUUUCUCCACGCCUCGUCUAGUAGCUCUCUUGAUCAAACCGCAUAACUUUUGCUGACGUAAAGUUUCAAACUAGGCGCUGGCCCCGUUUGAGUGAAAUAUUGACAUCGAAGUUAAUUCUAAAAACUUGCGUCUUCAAAAUGAAACAGCAACACGUGGAAAACUGCAAUUUCUCCUCAUGGUACCCACGUUUCAAGAACGUCACCAUUCGAAGUAAAAUCAUCCCGCUUUCAAAAGAGUUCGUGGAUUAUCUCAAAACGGACGGCGUUGUUUUACCUGGAAAACCAAGUAGUCUUCCCCGACACGAAGACGAUGAAAGUGAUAGCGAGGAAUGGCAAAAUCUCGAAGAAGAUCCAGAACAAGCUACCAUAGAGGCGCCUGAAUUUAACGACAUAGACACCAAAAUAAAGGAAGCAAUACAAGAACUAGGAGGCGAAGUCUUCCCUAAACUAAAUUGGAGUGCGCCUAAAGAUGCUUCGUGGAUAUCGCACGAUAACACGCUCAGAUGUAAAAGCCCUGGUGACAUUUAUUUACUGUUGAAAAGCUCAGAUACAAUUGAUAGGGUUUUAUGUGAUGCGUUUAUACACUGUGAGGACAACAGUACUCAAACGCAUGAUUCAUUUGAACUGAUUUUGCGCAAAUGGCAGAAUAUUUACCCAGCAAUGGAAUUCCGCUGCUUUGUACGUAACAACGAGCUUGUUGCAAUUUCACAACGUGACAUCUCCAACUAUUAUCAUUUCCUUGCUGAGAAUGAAGAUGAAAUAUGUGCAGAUAUUUUAAACUUUUAUGAAAGUAAAAUUGAAGAGAAGUUUCCAGAUACCUCUUAUGUAUUUGACGUAUAUAAGUAUGCAGAUCAGAAAUGUACUCUGAUAGACUUCAGUCCUUAUGGAGUGCCGACAAACCCUCUACUGUUCACAUGGAGCGAGCUGGAUACAGAGGUUGUCCCUGAUUUGUUGUUUAAGGUGGUUCCUAGUGCGAUAGGUGUUCAGCCAGGUCCAUUUGCAUGCAGUCGUUUGCCGCAAGACAUGGUAGACCUGACAAGUGGGGCCGACGUCAAUAAGCUUGUGGAUUUUCUAAAUGUUGGCAAUCUUAUUAGACGACCUGGGGAAGCAUCUGAUGAUGAUAGCUGACACUUAUAAAUCCAUUAAGUAAAGUUCUUAAAGAAACAAUAAUGAACACUAAAAAGUAAAUAAAUUAAUGACAAAUGCUGUUAAUAUUGUCAAUCAUGUCAUCAAUGCUGUUAAUAUUGUCAAUCAUCUUUCUGUAAGUGAUGCAAAAUAAUGGCAUACUUAUGUGUAUUGAAAGCUAAGGAAUAAAUAUGAAAAGCAAGUCCAAA
Nematostella vectensis (starlet sea anemone) is the source of this 1400-nucleotide messenger RNA. Its product is annotated as cell division cycle protein 123 homolog. NCBI's taxonomy places the organism in Eukaryota, Metazoa, Cnidaria, Anthozoa, Actiniaria, Edwardsiidae. The transcript has a single exon. Gene Ontology annotation, cellular component: cytoplasm. The record is from RefSeq and is a predicted model, not a curated record. The coding region runs from base 205 to 1194 and encodes 329 amino acids.